This is a messenger RNA of Cotesia congregata, 1258 nucleotides long. The record is from the annotation of a GenBank genome assembly. NCBI's taxonomy places the organism in Eukaryota, Metazoa, Arthropoda, Insecta, Hymenoptera, Braconidae.
ACUUUUGUGCUUUUACAAUAGAAUCUAAAAUAGAAUGAAAUAUAAAUUCUUGAGUCAUGAUUGAUAUCGAAAUUCCAUUUCUAUCCGGGAAAAUUCCAUUUAAUAUAAUGUAAGUACUCGCAUACAUCUCAACAAUAAAGUAACUAAAUUUAUUUUAUUUUCAGCGCACAGAAGAAUGCGGACUGUUACCAAUUACCUGCUCGUUAACUUAUCAAUUGCGGACCUGAUGAUGGCUAUAUUAAAUUGCGUGUUCAAUUUCAUCUUUAUGCUCAAUUCAAACUGGCCGUUUGGAGUUAUUUAUUGUACUGUUAAUAAUUUCGUGGCAAAUGUUACUGUUGCCUCUAGCACUUUUACUCUAGUCGUCAUUUCUUUCGACCGAUACAUGGCAAUCAUGAGGCCGCUGCAACAUCACAUGUCACGUAAACGUACAACAGUAGCACUAGUUUUAAUUUGGUUAGCUUCUGCAUUACUUGCGAUGCCGUGUCUACUCUACUCGACCACAAUGACUCGAAGAUAUUCCAACGGCAAAUCGAGAAUUGUUUGCUACAUGUUAUGGCCGGAUGGAGAUUACCUGAAUAGUAGAAGUGAAUACAUAUACAAUUUGAUAUUUCUUGGUGUGACAUAUCUGAUACCAAUGAUUGUGAUGGCUAUCUGUUACACCCUUAUGGGACGCGAAUUGUGGGGGAUUAAAUCGAUUGGUGAACACACGGAGCAUCAAAAAUAUUCAAUGAAAUCCAAACGAAAGGUCGUAAAAAUGUUCAUAAUUGUCGUGACAAUAUUUGGAGUAUGCUGGCUGCCCUACCAUGGAUUUUUCAUAUUUCUCUAUCAUUACCGAAGCGUAAUGGCCAACAGCUAUGUACAGCAUGUAUAUCUGAGUUUCUACUGGCUUGCCAUGUCAAACGCGGUUGUUAAUCCAAUUAUUUAUUAUUGGAUGAACAACAGAUUUCGAGUGUAUUUUCAACAAAUUAUUUGUAAUUGCUGCUGUUUACUGGGCUACUCAGACUCGGAAAACUGUCAGAUGCAAGAGAUGACAAGACUGAGGCACUCUGAUACUGUCCGCUCACAAUCAGAGUUUCCAAUAAUGAACCGAACAAUAAACAACAAACUGAGUGAACCUCAUCUGCUUCUAGGUCGAUUCAAAUCAAUGUCGAUACGUUGGCGACACAGCACCGCUGAGAGCCAUGUCCAGACAUUAAGAAUGAAUUCACGGUCAAUAUGUGACAAGAACCAUUUACACCCAGGCACCACUAAUAUCUGA